UCCCCUUGGUCGUGGUCGUGGUGAAUUAGGUGCCAGUGUCCACCUACUUCAGCACGGGGCAACACGGAGGCUCUGGGGGCCUCGCACCGGUCUGCCAUGGAUAUCGAUAUGAAUAUCUUCCACGGCGAGCUGCGCGCGCGGCUGCAGCGUGUGGAAGCCGGGCGCGAGGAGCGCGUAGCGGCCGGGACGUACGACGGCGUGCCGAGCGUGGCGGAGCUGCUGGCGGGCAGGGACGUGCUCGUCACGGGGGGCUCGGGCUUCCUCGGCCGCGUGCUCCUCGAGAAGCUUCUGCGCAGCUGCCCCGACAUCGGCACCGUGUUCCUGCUGCUGCGGGCCAAGCGCGGAGUGCCACCUGAGGAGCGCGUCGCCGGCAUCGUCAACGUGCCGCUGUUCGACCAGCUACGCCGGGAGCAGCCGACGGCCAUCUCCAAGCUGGUGCCCGUGGCCGGGGACUGCGCGGAGCUGGGCCUCGGGCUGUCCCCCGAGGACCGCGCCAUGCUCCAGGACCGCGUGUUCAUCGUGUUCCACGGCGCCGCGUCCGUCCGCUUCGACGACCCCGUGAGCAAGGCGGUGCUGAUCAACACGCGCGGUGCCCGGGAGGUGGCCGCCCUCUGCGCCGGGAUGCGCCAGCUGCAGACGCUGGUCUACGUCUCGACCGCCUACACGAACAUGGACCAGCACUGGGUCCAGGAGCGGCUGUACCCGACCCAGAUGGACUGGCGGACGAUGAUAGCCGCCUCGGAGAACGCCGACACGGCGGCCACCAUGAACUCUCUGGGGCAAAAGUUGCUCGGCCACCAACCCAACACGUACACCUUCAGCAAGGCGCUGGCCGAGCAAGUGAUGGCCGAAGCGGCAGCGACCAUUCCCAUCGUCAUCGUCAGGCCUGCAAUAGUGAUCGGCGCGGCCAAAGAGCCCCUCCCAGGCUGGCUGGAUAACGUCAACAGCCCGGCCACCAUAUGGGUCGGCGUGAACAUGGGGGUCUUGCGUGUGAGCAAGCUGUCUAAGCCAGAGGUCCGCUACGACUGGAUGCCUGUCGACGUCGUCACCAAGGCCACCAUCGUGGCGGCGUGGGCCAAGGCCACCAAGCAACUGGGGAGCGACGUGUUGCCCGUGGUGAACGCAGCCCUCUCGGACGUGCACCCCGUUACGGAGGAGCAAAUAACCGAGAUAUACAACGAGAUGACGCGUCGAACCGUGCCUUUUAGCAGCGCCGUCAGAUACCCGGUCCACAUCCAUUGCAAAUGCUGGAUCCAGUACGCGGUAAUUUACCUCGUCUAUCACCUUAUGUUCGGCCUCAUCAUGGACGCACUGCUGCGACUGGCUGGAAAGAAACCUCGGCUUAUAAAGGUUUAUAGAAAAAUAGCAGCCGCAGAAGUUGUUUUGGUCCCUAUCGCUGAAAGAUUACGAAACAUUAGGUUCGAAACAUGUGGAUUCUGGGAUCUUCAGAGGCUCAUGCAUCCUGAUGAUGUCAAAAAUUUUGAUUUUGAUCUUGAUAGCCUAGAUCCGAGAGUUGAUUCCAUUAGCAUGUUAAAAGGAAUUUGGCAGUAUACCUUAAAGGGUAAAUUUGACAAAGAAAAUGGACUUCGACAUAUUGAUAGAUUGUUUUGGAUGGAGAUUGGUUUCUAUGUUUGCCUGGUAGCAAUAUUGAUAUACUUGUAUCUACCAAUUUAGACCAGGGAAACAACAGAACCCAUAACUAAACCACACCAUAUGAUAUAAAAAAUGUUGUUUUGAAGAAAAAAAAAUAGUUUAUAGUGAAGAUAAAUUUAAUUUAUUCCUCUUUUCAGUUUUUGACCCAUAGUACGAACAGUAUUCUCAACAAUGAUUAUGCACAUCCAGUUAUUGAAAGAUGUGUACUGAACAAUAAAAAAAUGUAAAUGCAUUGGAUUGGUGCAAAGAAUAACAAUAUGUUUAUAAAUGA
This is a messenger RNA of Frankliniella occidentalis (western flower thrips), 1924 nucleotides long. RefSeq names its product fatty acyl-CoA reductase 1-like. Bases 97 to 1674 code for a protein of 525 amino acids. Gene Ontology annotation, molecular function: alcohol-forming very long-chain fatty acyl-CoA reductase (NADP+) activity. Gene Ontology annotation, cellular component: peroxisome. NCBI's taxonomy places the organism in Eukaryota, Metazoa, Arthropoda, Insecta, Thysanoptera, Thripidae. Gene Ontology annotation, biological process: long-chain fatty-acyl-CoA metabolic process. The record is from RefSeq and is a predicted model, not a curated record. The transcript has 9 exons.